Molecule: messenger RNA, 2564 nt
Organism: Triticum dicoccoides
Lineage: Eukaryota; Viridiplantae; Streptophyta; Magnoliopsida; Poales; Poaceae
Product: acyltransferase-like protein At1g54570, chloroplastic
Exons: 13
Coding region: 327-2423 (698 amino acids)
Cellular component (GO): membrane
Source: RefSeq, a predicted model, not a curated record
CAGGGGGAUUUAAUGGUGGGGAGAAGGACACACGUGAGCCAUUCAUGUUGCUUCUCCAACUCUUUAUCUCUUCCCGCCGCUUCCUUCCAUGGAGGGUAGGAAACAAUUUCUCCACCACAGUAGCUCGUCGCUGUCCACUGGUAGUCAGCGGCCGCCACCGCGUGGGAGCAUCGGAGGGCUGCUCUCGCCGGAGCCGCUCACUGCGUCGGAGCGGGACGCACCACCAGGCCAUGUGUGGAAGCGGAAUCAUCCGUGACCAUCCCUCUGCCCGAGUUCGCGGCGGCCGCCGUCUCUGAUUCCGGUGUGGUUAAUAUCGACUGCUCGCCAUGUCCAUGGUUCCUCACACCAUGCUGCGCCCGUUCGGCGUAAACCCGUGCGCCGCGGGUGGCCAUCUCAGACGGCAUCAUGCCCGGCUGUGCCUCCACCGUGCGAGCUCGGUCGAUGCGACGACCGUGAAUUUGCCGGGCGGUAGCAGCAGCAACAGGAGGAGGAAGAAGCAGGCCGCGGAGGAGUCGCGGCUGGAGGUUCUUUAUGACGACGGGUUCGGGAGCGUCACCAUGAAGGACUACUGGGAGGCGGUGAGGGCCAUGCCCAAGGACGACGGCGGGCCGCCGCGGUGGUUCUGCCCAGUGGAGUGCGGCCGGCCGGAGGUGGACAGGGCGCCGCUGCUGCUUUUCUUGCCAGGAACCGAUGGUGUUGGAAUGGAGCUCAUUUUGCACCACCAAUCUUUGGGCAAACUAUUUGAGGUUUGCUGCUUCCAUAUACCAGUAAAUGACCGUACACCAUUUGAAGGGUUGUUACAAAUUGUGGAAGAAUAUGUCAAAUAUGAGAGUGCUUUGUCACCAAGCAGACCAAUAUAUAUUGUUGGAGAUUCUUUUGGUGGAUGUCUCGCAAUUUCAGUUGCAGCUCGCAAUCCAGAAAUCGAUUUGGUUCUUACACUAGUAAAUCCAGCAACAUCAUCAGCAAAAACUUCGUUGCAGGCAGUAUUGCCUCUUUUGGAAACGAUGCCAAGCAACCUCCCAGUUGUCCAGCCCCACCUUCUCAGAUAUUUAAUUGGUAACCCUCUUAAUGGGGCUAUGGUUAGUGUUCAGAAUGGUCUUUCCCCUCAAGAAACUCUACAAGAGUUUUCAAACAGUCUCGCUUCAAUGCUACCUUUAGUUUCAGAACUAGGAGAUAUAAUACAAAUGGGCACUCUCGUGUGGAAACUUAAGCUUCUCAAGUCAGGUGCAAACUAUGCCAACUCUCAACUUCAUGCGGUACAAGCAGAAGUACUACUUCUUGCAAGUGGCAUUGCGAAUCUGCCGCCAAGUGGAGAAGCAGACCGCCUGUUUAAGACACUGAAAAAUUCUAAACUUCGAUACUUUAGGAACCGGGGUGAUAGACUACUCAUGGAGGAUGGCUUCAAUUUGCUAACUGUCAUUAAAGGAGUAAACAUGUACCGUCGUGGUAGACAACGGGACUUCGUGAACGAUUUCCUCUCACCUACAUUAAGUGAAUUCAAGAAAACAUUUGGUGAAGAUUUCAAACUGUUUAAUCAGGUAUUGAGCCCAGUUAUGCUCUCUACAUUGAAAAAUGGAAAUAUUGUUCGUGGCCUUGCCGGUGUUCCUGACAAAGGUCCUGUCUUGUUUGUGGGCUAUCACCAACUCUUAGCCAUGGAGGUGCCUGCACUAGUUGAAGCGUUCCUGAGAGAGAAAAAAACAAUUCUCAGAGCAGCAGCCCAUCAAGUAUUUUUUGUCGGAAAUUAUGAGAUACUGCGUCAGGAGUUGUCUCUGUUUGAUUGGUUCUCUGCGUUCGGCGCGGUUCCAGUCAGUCCAAUCAAUACGUACAAGAUGUUUGAGAGAAAUGAAUUUGUUCUUCUUUAUCCAGGCGGUGUGCGGGAAGCUCUACAUAGGAAGGGUGAGGCAUACAAAUUGUUUUGGCCAGAUCAACCAGAAUUUGUAAGAAUGGCAGCACGGUUUGGAGUUACCGUCGUACCAUUUGGUUGUGUGGGAGAAGAUGACUUUGUGGAGGUUAGCUUUAUGUGCCUCUGUACAAUAGUUCUGGACUACAAUGAUCAAAAGAACAUACCCUAUCUCAAAGACGCGAUAAAGUCAUUCAAUGAAGAUUUUAAAGGACUAAUAAGGGACACAGUGAAAGGAGAUGAUGGGAAUCAAGUCUUGCAUCUACCCGCUGUUCUCCCAAAGGUACCAGGUCGGCUAUACUUCCUCUUCGGCAAGCCAAUCGAGAUGAAAGGAAUGGACAGUGUGCUGACGGAUAGGAAGAAGGCAAACGAAGUAUAUUCCCAAAUCGAAUCGGAAGUGGAGAAUGUAGUGUCUUACCUCAAGAUGAAGAGAAACGAAGAUCCUUAUCGGAGUAUUACGCGACGCGCCUUUUACCAGGCAACUCAGGGUCCUUCUAUUCAAGUGCCGACUUUUGAGCCGUGAAAGAUUGACUCUAGCCUUAUUUCCUUUAGGCCCAGUUUGAUCAUGACUUUCAUGUAGGAUUGUAAGUUGAGGCAAUUUGAGAAUUAACUAUGAGAUCACUUAUAGACCUUCAAUAUUGAUUUAUUGAAGUGUAGUUACAAG